AUGCCGCUGAAGCCCGGAGAAUGCUUUCUCAUCCAAUAUCGCGAUAAAGGAAAGAAAGAACUCUGGAUUGGAGUCAUCUGCUCCAAUUUGAUGAUACCUGACGAGGCCUGGCGCCAUUGUCCAGUUGGUUCGCCCCCGAGAGCCGGCCAAUGGACAACUCAGCUUGAUCGUCGUCAUUACCCUAUCUAUCUCCCGAAGAAAGGGAGGAUCAUAUGGUCGCACUUUAUUCAUCUGUUCGAAAUCCACCGCUCAAGAUACGACGAGUUCGAGUCUUGCCCCGAUUUCUCGGUUUUUUGCGAGGUUCUGGAUUUGGCAUUGAAGGGGCGGGAUGUUGUGUUUUGGGAACGGAUGGCUCUUGGGGAGUUUAAAGAACGCAAAGAGAUGAUCCGUCUUACUACUGCAGGCAGGCUACAACCUCGCUCAACUACUACCACCACUCUCACGAAGACGACUCAACAGGCUCGCUCGAGCCCCACUCAAGAUGGUUGUAGUCUAUCAGGGGAAAGCAUCGAAGAACCUGUAGCUCAAGUUGCCCAAGCCACCCAGCUCAUGAAAACUGCAGAUUCCCAGAGGAUUCGCUGGUAUAUAUUGGCAUUUCUUUACUAA
Histoplasma mississippiense is the source of this 606-nucleotide messenger RNA. RefSeq lists its product with no specific name. The record is from RefSeq and is a predicted model, not a curated record. The transcript has 2 exons. The coding region runs from base 1 to 606 and encodes 201 amino acids. Lineage: Eukaryota; Fungi; Ascomycota; Eurotiomycetes; Onygenales; Ajellomycetaceae.